Molecule: messenger RNA, 6338 nt
Organism: Acanthoscelides obtectus
Lineage: Eukaryota; Metazoa; Arthropoda; Insecta; Coleoptera; Chrysomelidae
Source: the annotation of a GenBank genome assembly
UUGAAUGAAUAAAAAUAAACAUGUUGUAGGUAAGUCAGCGACAACAUCAGUGCCGUCAAUCUCUAUAAAGUUCCACGCUAAUGCUGAACAACUUGAAGAAAUCCACACAGAUGAUGAUGAAUCUGUCACCACCAGUUCCCAUGACAAAGGUGACAAGUCGCCCAGGCCUUCAUCAACUCCUGUCAGUAUCAAUGACUCGGAGAGCAGUCCAUUGAAGUACUUUCCAAAACUAGUGAAAAGAUCAACAAGUAUAGAUGUGUCAACGCAGCAACAAGAUAAACAACUUACAGCAGACUCUUCACCAUCAUCAGAUCCAUGGAGGUUCUUUUCUGACAUUAAGGGUAAGAUAACGAAAAGUGUAGAGGAGAAAAUAACAGAAAUAAAAAGUAGAAAUCAGGAGGAAGGUUCUCCGCAUCACAAAGGGAAGACGAUAUCCGAACUGAAAGCAACGAAGGAUAGCAAAGAAAAUUCGAGCGUGUCCGACUCUGAAGAUCUAUCUGAGAGUAGUAUCUCAAGGACAUGUGGGAUGCUCUCCACUACUGAAGCCGCAUUAAUUUUGUUUUGGCGAAGUUGUGCGUCAGUUGUUAUCGGACCAGCCCUAUAAACCAUCCCUUUAAGUUCUCCCCAAUACCAGAAAUCCAUUGGAUUGAGGUCAGGAGAUCUUGCUGGCCAUCUUCGAGGAUCAGGACCAUUUCGACCGAUCCAGCGAUUUGGAUAAUACUGAAUGACGCCUCUAAAAAUGUGUGGUGGUGCCCCGUAAUGAAGAAACCACAAAUUCUGUCUCCGUUGUAAUGACAUGUUAUCUAAGGUCUGUUCCAAAAGUUCUGGUAGGUCAUUGGCUAGAAAGGUAAGGUAUCCUUCUCCUGACAACUUUGGGGGUAACUCGAAAUGGCCAAUUACCUGAUCGUCAAGAAUACCCGCCCAAAUAUUUAUUUUAAAACAUUGUUGGAAAUGACCUUCAAUGAGGAUUUUCUUGGGCCCACGUGCGUGGAAAUGUCUAGCGACGAGGAAGACACGCCGUCGAUCGAUAGUAAGGAGGCAGGCGCCUCGACGAGCUUGCGUCAGAGAUUCCGAUUCCUUAGGGGUAGCGGGGGCGGCGUAGCCGUAGGAGGGCACAAAACUACGUCUGCAUCGGCUGCUGCCGAAUCCGAGGGCACAAUCAGGGUGAAGGACCUCUCGAAGUUAUACAAUAUCAACGCUGAGAAGGUGGAACAGGUGCUGCCAGAAGAGGAGGACGGCGAAGCCGGCGAAGGUGUCGAGAGCGCCGUCGAUGCGUUGCAAGAGGAUGACAUCGAACGUACAGAUAUGGAUACGGUUCACGUUCAGGUGAGCAGCGAAUCAAUUUUGAAAGCAGUUUCAGAAAAGUACGACAAUAUAUAUGUGGACCAGGAGAAUGUAGUGACGGUGAAAGAAGUGACAGGCAGAGAGAUCAGAGAAGAUUUCCUCCUGAGUCGCGAUAGAACGGCGACGACGACGGCAGACGAAAAGCCAAGGACGUUGUUUGCACCCACAGGAUUCGUCGAUUUCAGGCCGCUUGGACCACCCGUUCUACCUACUACAAAUAUUAACAGAAACAGCUAUUUAUAUUACGCGUUAGGUGUAGCUUUGGUAUGCGUAUACCUUCUGAUGUACCAGUUGUCACCAUUCUUUUCCGGAUUGGCGUUUGGACUGAUGAUUUCCUUCUUGACGUUUGAAAUCUACAUGAAGCUAAAUCCGGUUAUUGCAAGCAUUCCUGCCAAACAAUUACCAUCUACCAAAAAACAUAUUGACCCCAACACUGAUAGAAUUCUAGAAAUACAGGCUGUGAAAGAGUAUCAACCACUCUUGAAGUAUGAGGGUUGGGUGAACGAGUAUCCGGAACCGUACGAUCCGGAAACGUACCACAUCUCGAAGACGCAAUCGGUGUUUGUGCGAUUGCAAGGCAACCUGUUGAGACUGAGCCAUGCGAAGAACAAGGUGGCCAAAAGGGCGAUGUGGAACGAACCGGAAAUCAAAGCGAUAUUCACGCACCACCGCAUCUACAACCUGAUCGGUGCCGAAGUGCGCCUGUUGCCGCUAGGGCUGGCCAAAAAAAGGCACUGGAGCAAAAAAUACCCGAUCUGCAUCGUUUUAUCCAAAGAGCAACUCUAUUUUGAUAACCUUGUCACGAAGACCGAUACGGAAAAAGAGAAAUGCGACGAUAAGGAUAACAAAGAGAAGGAAAAAGAUAAAGAAAAGCUGCUGUCUCCGAAAGAAAAGAAAAGUUUUGGUAGAUUCAGAAGGAAAGAUUACGCUAGUCUGGCUCAACGAUUUAGUAAAUUGACCGAAGAUGAAGAUGUUGAUUUGGAUUCGGAUUCUAGGGCCAGCACGCCAUCCGCUGACGCAUCCGACAUGACAGAUUUUCUAGCAAAUGUUGAUGACGAAUCCAACAAUCAUCAGAAAAGUCCAAACCUUGACAGCUUGAACGAGGAAUGGUCCUUGUGCUCACCCGCGAAAGAGGAAGCGACAUCGUCAGAAUUGAAAAUCUACCUGUUCGGUAGGACUGACAGAGAGAAAGAAGACUGGUUCAGGAGAUUGAGCACGGCCACUCGUAAAGAAGCGAUGGACGACGAUUUGCCCCCGAAUAACAACAAGAAUAACAAUCGCUCAAAAGAAGAGCAGGCAAACGCUGACUUGGAAUACAUCAAGUUCAUGAGCUUUUUCAAGUCUGCAUCGAAAAAGUCUCCAAAACGCAUCCAAGAAAAGAACAAACAAGGCGAAGACAUGAAAUCGGCGGCGGCGGCGGCGGCGGUGGCGGCAUCUGAAGAUGAAAAGGGUGCUGCGGAGGGGGCCGAGGCGACCGCUGAAUGCGGAACAGGCGCCGACGAUCACGUGCUGUGGCUGAACACGCUCAUCGGAAGAGUGCUGUUCGAUUGCAUCAGAGACGAACGGUUCAUACAAAAGGUAAAGGAACGUAUCCAGCGAAAACUAUCGACUAUUAAACUGCCGAACUUUAUCGAGGAGUUGUUGAUUCCGGAAUUGUCGCUGGGGAAAACGUCGCCGAUCAUCCUGAAGGCCGGGAAGCCGGUAUUGGACGAACGAGGCGUUUGGAUAGAUCUGGACGUCGACUAUGAGGGAGACGUUCUGCUCACGCUACAAACCAAAUUGAACUUGAUGAGGCUGAAAAAUCCACAGCCGUACGAAAAAUCUGUGAAGAAAGUGCGUUCGGCGAUCUACCAUUCGGAUGUGGACGAUUCGGCGGAGAGCAGCUCCGACGAAGAUGCGAGCGUGCACGAGAUUCCGAACUUACCGCAAGGGGGCGAAACGGUCGCCGGCGGAGGAGGAGGAGGAGGAGGAGGCGCAGGCAGCCCGCCUAUCGUGACGCCAUCUGGCGGCAGCGGAGGGAAAAAGUUCAUCAAGAUGGUCGACAGGCUGACAGAGUCGAAAUUCUUCCAGGCGGCCACAGAUAAUAGAUAUAUCAAGAAGGCGAUGGAAGGUGUUUCUACUGAACUGCGUUUGACAGUCGAAGUGAAAUCUGUGAGCGGCACAAUAGUGCUGAACAUACCCCCACCUCCGAGCGAUCGCGUUUGGGUUGGGUUCCGACCGUUGCCGGAAAUCGUCCUGUCGGCGAGACCGAUCGUCGGAGAAAGGAACAUCAGCUACUUCAUGGUCACCAGUUGGAUCGAGAAGAAACUGUUGCAGGAGUUCCAGAAAAUCCUGGUCGUACCGAACAUGGAAGAUUUCAUAAUACCUGUGAUGAAUCCAAAACUACCAGAGUAAAAAACUUGUUAUACAAUAUUUGUAUAUUGAAGUAUUUUCCACUAAUGAAUAAAGAGUGAUGACUGAUUGUGGUACGGAAAAAACUGUGUAACGAGAUCUAGUCUGACAGAAUGAAGGGUUGACAAUUUUAGCUGUAUGUUAGUAUCAGUCGUUAUUGUUGUGCAUUUUGCAUUUACAUUUGUUAUUAUUUAUAUUCUAGUUUAUAUACUACUGUUCGAAAAAUAGAAGGAGAUAUUAUAGAAGGUGAUUCCUUGUUAAAACAUUUAUAUUAACAUGGGUCCGGAAAUGCAGUGAUUUUUUAAAUAAUAUCUCAAAAAAUACCUACUCGAUUCUGUUGAAAUUUGGCAGUAUUAUUUUUUGUAUUAAAAGGUUUAUAUAGCCUUAGAUAGGUUAACAUUAUUAGCGGCGACCCGGGGGGCACCUUAGUGAAUGUUUUUGUAACUUUAAUAUUUGUUGUUUAAUUAAGCAUCUAAAAAUACAAAUUUGCCUCUUGUAUUUUUUCGUACCUCACUUCGUUUUCAAACAAACAAAAUUGGUUUAUUAAUGUUUGCACAAAAAAAUAUGCCUGCACAGCUGUUCUAGAAAAAAAUAUUAAUUAAUUUUAUUUGCGAAAUUUCUUCAAGUUUAAUUUUUUUUAAUUUAGCACCCUGUAUAUAAACUUUUUUCAUUACUUUUAACAAGGAAUCACCCUCUAAAAUAUCUAUCACAUUUUUCGAACACCCUGUAUAACGCCAGGGCUAUGCUCAGCAAAAUAUGCUCUCCAUGUUUCUAUCAUGCGUAAUGAUUUGCUGUGUUUACCGAUUUUUAUGUUAAAUCAGACCAUGGAGGAAUUAUCGAAGAAAUCCAUAUCUGAAUCCAAAAAACACUUCCUGAUUAAUGUAAAACGCAUCCACAUUUUUUAGGUGAAAUUUUUAUUUUGUCAAGUCGCCGUUUAACAAUUUUUAUUUUGUUUUUAAUUGCUUCAGCUAUUGAUUUGAUAUUUAAAUUUCUAUAUAUAGUAUAUACAUAUAUGCAAACAAACAAUAAAAAAAAUUAAAUAAGUGAUCCAAUUGAGAAAAUUAAUAUCGACCUAUCCUGGAUGCGAUACAUUACUCCUACUCAUUUACCUUUAGCUGGGUAAUUAAUUUUCAUCACAAAAGUUUACAAACGCAUUUUUCUAAAGUUCCAUCCCUGCAAAGCUUUCAACUGCAGAAUACAUUUAUUUCACUUUUGAAAGAUUGAAAUUCUUGUCUACCUAGGUAACAUAUUUUGUAUUUUUCCAAAUGAAUUUUUAUGUAAACAGAAAAAACUCGUACGGAUUCAAACCUUCCUAUAGGUUAAAAUUGAUAAAACCAAUAUACCUAAACGUUGAACUGAAAUAGCAAAAUUCUACCUGCUCCGAGGUCUACGUGACAAAGAUUGUAUUUAUUUUUAAAUAUUUUUAUUACAUGUACAUAUCUAGCAAACAUAAGUUGUUCUUGUUGGUAAUACUAUAUAUAUAUUAAUGUAGUUUUCUUUGUUCAACAUUCAUAUAGUCCAUAAAACUUGGUUUUUAAUGUGUCUAGCAGUUUAUUUGUGUAGUAUACUGUAUAUUUUUCGAAAACAAACGGACCAAUUCUAGCAGUUUAACGCAUGACUAGCUUGAAAUGUACGCAACAGUUUCUGGAAUUCAAAAUAAAUAUGAUGUUAAUGAAGUUAUCAUCAGUAUUUAAGAGAUUGAAUAAAAACCCUAGUUGUAUUUUUAUGAGGCAAUAUGUUUUGUUUGUAGCAUUAUUUGUGACGCCUAUGCCCUAAAAACACUGACAAUUUUUAAAAAGUUAUUAGGCGAAUGUGAGAGGAUCAGUAUUUACUGUGUGCUGCGUUCAAUUAGUAUUUGUUGAUUAUUCCGUUAGUGUCAAUUGAUCCUUACGUAACCAUAUACAUAAAUUAAUAAUUAUCGACGUCCAGGCUACAUGGCCAAUAAAUAUCACAUUCCACGAUAAAUACAGACAGGUCGCAGAAAAAUACUGAUCGUGCGAUAUUCGCCUUUGUCAUUAAUUUGGUUGCACAUUAAUACGACUCGACACGGCCGUGUUUUCUACACAUAACUGUGAUAAAAAGUCCCCAGCAUGUAUAUAUGUUUACAGUUUCCUUUGCUGUUAUUAUGCGCAGGCGGUAAUAUACCUUCUUGACAUUGCAAAAACUUUUGAUGCAAUCGUCGGCGGACAAUCUCCACCCCAUACAUACAUACAUACAUAGUACGACAGUAUUCAAAGGUUUUUGUGAUCAAUACAAUGAUAUGAUCAAAUUAAUGCGGAAAUGUGUAUUUAGAUGUCUUGUGUUUCCAAAUAAAUGGAGAGAUGUUCUUAAUUUAUGUAUAUUAUCUGUUAACGUUAAUAUAAUACAAAAUGGAAUUCAUACGAGUCUUGGUCUAAAUUGAGUGAUUUUACACCAAAAUGGGUUUUAAUAUCACUUUGUUGUUUAUAGCCCUACAUCCAGGAAUGAUGAUGCUUACUUUGUUUUUGCAAAUACUUCUAUGAGAUGAUGUGGAGAGUUCAGCCGUAAUUCCCACUUGAAAAUAUAUUGUUAGGUUUUCUUAAUUGUAAAAUAGUCUAUCGAUUCCUGACAAGAGUCUGAAAAAC